This is a messenger RNA of Miscanthus lutarioriparius, 1068 nucleotides long. The record is from the annotation of a GenBank genome assembly. NCBI's taxonomy places the organism in Eukaryota, Viridiplantae, Streptophyta, Magnoliopsida, Poales, Poaceae.
AUGGUGGCAGCAUCCGCCACCACCGCCGAAGCCAACGGCGAGAGGAAAGAUGAAUUCCUCGUACGCGACGACGCGCCGGGGCUGCUCGCCGCUCUCAAGGAGAUGAAGGAUGGAUUGGAUCUCGUAAGGGGCAAGGUCGAGGCCAUCACCCGGAAGAUCAAGGAGAACCUGUUGCCGACGGCCAACGGGAUCGGGUACCUAGAGGUGAAGAACCACCUGCUUCUUGGCUACUGCCAGGACAUCGUUUACUACCUGCUCCGCAAGGCCAAGGGGCUCUCGGUGGAUGGCCACCCCGUCGUACGGAGCUUUGUCGAGAUCAGGCUGUUUCUGGAGAAGAUUCGUCCGAUUGACAAGAAGGCCGAGUACCAAAUCCAGAAACUCACCAAUGCUGCUGACAAUGCAACUGCUCGAGAGAAGACAGGAAAUGCAGAGGCGAAGGGGAAGGAUGAGCAUUCCGAUGAGGAAGACCUCCUGAAACUUAGGCCAAACCCAGAUAUGAUGGACACAAAGCCUGGUCCUGAUGGGCAGGAUACUGAUGGUGUUUACCGUCCGCCGAAAUUUAUGCCUACUAGUGUGGAUGAUGAAGAGAAGUGUCGUAAAAAAGAUUCAAGGAGAGAUAAAGCAAUAGCCCAAGUGGCAAUAGAAAAUCCUUAUAUUAAAGAAAUGAUCGAUGAUGCUGCGGACAGACCUGAAGAGUGGAAGGAAACAGUGGGCGAUGAAAGCAGGGAAUUUGGGAGGUAUAUGCGACAGAGAGAGGAGCAAGAGAAGCAGGAAGAGGAGUUGUUCACUCGAGCUCCUGUAACCAAACGUGAUAAGCAGAUGGAGAAGCGCAUAAGGAGGCAACUUCAUGGGUAUGUUCAGAUGGUUGAUCUUUUGCUGCUGCUUAUUUCCUGUGUAAAUACACAAUUGACUUUGGCUAGGAGGCUUAACAAAUGGUUUCGACCUUGGGAUGAACAUGCUAAUCGGCGCGGUGACAAGGAAGAUGAUGGCGGUUCAAGCAAGUCGCAUGGCAAGAGCGGAAACCGAAAGAAGCACUUGAAGAGCAGCAAGAAGAGGAAGAGGCAUUAG